AUGAACCAAGAUCUGGUACUUGUAGCUUACCUACAAGUCUUUGAAGAUGUGGUGGUUGGGGAUGGCCAAUGUAGUGAAGGGAGGAGGCUGGCAAUGAAGGUCAUCGAUGGUAUUUCUUGUCAUGGUGGUUGUGGGGUUUUUGAUAAAGAUGAUACUUGUCAAGCCUGUGGUGGGAGUGGGAAUCUUCAGAGCUGUGAAACAUGUACUUAUGCCUACCAUCUGAAAUGUUUACUUCCGCCAUUGAAAGCUCCUCCUCCUAACAGCUGGAGGUGCCCUGAAUGUGUUAGCCCUCUAAAUGAUAUUGACAAGAUAUUGGACUGUGAAAUGCGCCCCACUGUUGCUGAUGAUAGUGAUGCCUCUAAGCUGGGAUCAAAGCAAAUAUUCGUGAAACAUUCUAGUUUAGACAGCAGUACCUCACCCGCUGCAAACUUUCUCAGGGUGCCCGAGAAGGAGUUUGUGAAAGUUUACAAGGCACAUCCUCGUUUAAGAACUAAAGUAAACAACUUCCAUCGUCAAAUUUCAUCAAUGAAUAACUCUGAAGAUGACUUUGUUGCUAUUCGGCUUGAGUGGACUACUGUUGAUCGGAUUCUUGCUUGCAGGGCUACUGAAAUCAGGAGAAGAUGCCAACUUUCAUGGAAAGCCCUAUGCAGUCCAAGGAAAAUUAGGAAAGACUUGAUGCCAAUUCCUUGUGUGACCUAUGGUCGAUGA
This is a messenger RNA of Ilex paraguariensis (yerba mate), 708 nucleotides long. Lineage: Eukaryota; Viridiplantae; Streptophyta; Magnoliopsida; Aquifoliales; Aquifoliaceae. The record is from the annotation of a GenBank genome assembly.